AUGACCGAUCCGAAUGACCAAAAUCCACUUAUCGCCCCGGCCAGCCUCAUCGAGAAUCAACCUGAUACACAAGAAUACAUCCAGAAUGGCGAGAUGUGGUGUUUGUUAAUUCAGCUCGCCAAACAGAGCGAGGUGUCACGUCAAGGCGCCGGCCUUUUUCGCGAACGUGACUACCGUGGACUGACGGACACGAUGAACAACAUUCGAGAUCACUUGCAUGAAACCGAGGCCCUCUGUAUGAUUGUCCGGACCAACGUGCUUGAAAUUCGCCUCAGGCAAAUCAUCGCUGGUCUCCAAAGUCAAGUGAAUCAUCCUUAUGGACCCUUCUUCGGUGAUCAUCCAACAAAGCCAUUUCUCCAAAUUGGUCAACUCAAUCUCAGCCCGCCUCAGGUCACAUCCCAGGCGACUCUGACAUUCCAUGAUAUCGAUGAAUAUAUCGUCAAGACUGGUUACGGGACGGUUAUUGAAAAUGAUCUGGAGCAGCAAUCCACUGGUGUUGGAGAGGCCAUCCAGUGCAACUUGGUUACAAUACUUCCUCCUGGAGUCUCUACCGACAGCCCUCCAAAUGAACUGUUGGGCUUUUUGACUAUACCAGAAGGAUACUCCAUUCCUCAACCUAGUGAAACGUUCUCUCUCUUGUUCUCGAAAUUCAACGCCACCACUCCUCAAGCUUCAUGGGGUGUUCAAGAGCAAACCUCCAUUUUUCACGAUUCGCCUAAGCGCAAGACCACGGAAGACUGGGGAGAAGCCACUACCACGGACAACGUCCCUGAUUUAAAUGUCAACCUUGUGGAGACCAUGAAGCAUGCUGAUCUCCACGGAGAGCCUACCGUCACCGAGGAACAGCACCAGACUCAAUCUCCUCUUGAAAUCGAUAACGACGUGCCCCAGGAUGCUAAUGAAUAUCCAUGGGAACAUGGUUGGCGAUGUACAGUGUUGACACCCGCGCCAUUUGCACCGUGCAGCACGGUGACAAUCUAUAUGCGCCGUGGUCUUAACAAGGAGACCAACCAGCCAUGUAUCUCUGAAGAAGGUCAUGAACCGCGUCCAAUUACCCCGAAGACCAACGAUCCAAAGCUCGACUUACACGAUGUCUUGUCUAAAGAGCAAGCCCAAGGAUGUCGGAUCAACAGAAUCAGCAGCCAGAAGCCAUACAGACAGCAGAUCGCGGCUUGCUUUGGGUUGGUCAAUUAUGCCGGCUCUAUUCACCAGACCUUGCUCGCAAACAAUACCAUGAACUUGCCAGAAGUGAACGUCUACCAAUCGAUCACUCCUGAGAACUUGAUCCAGUACGCAAAUCGGGUCAAAAAGGAUGGAUCCAUGAACAAAGAGCAGCUUUCGGUCUUCGAGAAGUUCCAGAAGCUACGGGGUGGGAUCGGGGUUGUUCAAGGGCCACCUGGAACAGGCAAGACGUACACACUGGCGAGAUGUGUGUUGCCUUUCCUUCUCUAUCCCAAGAAGGAUGUGAACCCAGAUGAAACUCCUGAGGCGCCUGAUUGCACUAAGAUCCCUGAUGCAAAGCGCACUCACCCUGCUCGGCAUCAAGUUCUUCUAGUUGCUCCGACUAACGCCGCCGCCGACCACCUUGCCCAGUCACUGAAUGAUAUCAUCGAGAAGCACUCGGAUGAAUUUAGCAGUGGGAAGCCCAAAGUCGUCCGGGUUUACCCUAUUAAUGCAGAGAAGGAUUCGUACUGUAAACCCGAUGCAGCUCUCCAUUUCAUCGAUGAAGCGACCGUGACCAAUGCAGAUGUCGAGCAAGCUCUGCAGACUGAUAUGGUCUACAACUUGUUCAUGGAUUACUACGCCGAGAACAAUCCUAGUCGUCAAGUAACCAGAAGCUCAGCUUCGCGCAUCACUUUGCGCGAGUUGAGUCUUGGCCGUCAGAUCAUUGAAUUCGCUAAGAAUGACGCGCGGUGGGACCCAUGGCUCAUGCAGCGCGAUCAAUUGGCGAAGGGAGAGCUCGAUAGUCAGCAGAAGCCAGACUACGUAGCCUAUGGCAAAUACAUGCUGCAACAAGUGCUUGCGGACUCAGACAUCGUUGUCUGUACCUUAUUCUCGGCUGGUCAGAACAUUAUACGCGAAGCGAUCAGUCCCGACGCCAUUUUCAUUGACGAAGCCGCUAUGACGAAGGAAACCGACCUUUGGCCCCUGUACACCUUCUACAGAUCUGUUCCACUGUUGCUUUUCGGUGAUCAUCAUCAAUUGCAGUCGAUCAUGAAGAGUAACCCGGAAACAAAUCAAUUCUACAGGCAAUUGCAACUUUCGCCGUUCGCUCGCUUCGUGUAUGCCGGCUUGCUCGUGGAGCUUCUUCGUGAACAGCACCGCAUGGCUCCUGACAUCUCUGCUAUCGUGAAUCGGAUCUUCUACGCCAAUGAAAUUCGUGAUGCAAUAGGAGUGACUCUCCCGCACAACCAAAUGGCUCAGAAAAUCCUGGAGUGGAACAAAACUGACCGCAUCUCCUGUAACUCGAACGCCAUCUUUGUGGAUGUCCGUGAUGCAAGUCCCGAGAAGAUUGGGUACUCCAUCAUUAACAACACGUUUGCGGAACAGGGUAUCUCCCUCUGUCGAGCAUUGCUUCGCGGAAGUAUCCUCAACCCGAAAGACAUUGUGAUCCUGACCCCAUAUGAAGCCCAAUACCUCCUUUAUCAGCGACUGCUGGUCCAGGCUCACGUGCAAUCUCCACAACUUGGUUUCAAUCAAGUCGAUGUGCGCAAAGUGGAUUCUUUCCAGGGCCAGGAAAGUCCAGUCGUGAUCCUCGAUGUUACGUUCACUGAGAAGCUCGGGUUCAUGUCCGUUCCGAACAGAUGGAAUGUGGCGCUCAGCCGAGCUCGCAACGCAUUAUAUGUCCUCUGCGACCGUUCAGGCAUCCGCAAAAAGGGCAGUCGUGUUUACUGUGUCUCCGAGCUAAUCAGAAUCGUCGACGACAAGAAGCUGUGGGUCAAAUCACAGCAGCAGCUAAUGACCAAAGGGAAGCACGGCGCUGAACUCGCAGAGGAACAAAGGGCAUGGGGGAAAAAACGUCGAAACCCGGGCACUGGAAACCGUCUUUGA
Penicillium canariense is the source of this 3051-nucleotide messenger RNA. Its product is annotated as DEAD/DEAH box helicase. The record is from RefSeq and is a predicted model, not a curated record. Bases 1 to 3051 code for a protein of 1016 amino acids. Gene Ontology annotation, molecular function: helicase activity. Lineage: Eukaryota; Fungi; Ascomycota; Eurotiomycetes; Eurotiales; Aspergillaceae. The transcript has a single exon.